Messenger RNA from Phycodurus eques (leafy seadragon), 1104 nucleotides. It is a transcript of the gene myl1, whose product is annotated as myosin, light chain 1, alkali; skeletal, fast. Gene Ontology annotation, cellular component: myosin II complex; contractile muscle fiber. Gene Ontology annotation, molecular function: calcium ion binding. The record is from RefSeq and is a predicted model, not a curated record. The transcript has 6 exons. Bases 84 to 665 code for a protein of 193 amino acids. Lineage: Eukaryota; Metazoa; Chordata; Actinopteri; Syngnathiformes; Syngnathidae.
UUGUUUUGCACUCCUUGUGCUGUCACCCCUACCCGGGAGUUGUUUGUCUCUGAAGGAGCACGAUAGUUUGACUCGAAGCUAAAAUGGCACCCAAGAAGGACCCUAAGGCUCCCAUCAAGAAGGCCGAACCAGCAGCAGCACCUGCACCUUCACCUGCAGCUGCACCUGCGCCUGCUCCUAAAACCCCGGCUGUGGACCUGUCUGCUGUCAAGAUUGAAUUCAGUGCAGACCAAAUGGAAGACUACAAGGAGGCCUUCGGUCUGUUCGACAGGGUGGGUGACAACAAGGUGGCCUACAACCAGAUCGCUGACAUUAUGCGUGCUCUGGGACAGAACCCCACCAACAAGGAUGUGAACAAAAUGUUGGGAACCCCCUCCGCUGAGGACAUGGCCAACAAGAGAGUCACGUUUGAGGCUUUCCUGCCCAUGCUUCAGACCGUCAUCAACAGCCCAAACAAGGCCGGCUACGAGGACUACGUUGAGGGUCUGCGCGUGUUCGACAAGGAGGGUAACGGCACAGUGAUGGGCGCUGAGCUGCGUAUUGUCCUGUCAACACUGGGAGAGAAGAUGAAUGAGGCUGAGAUCGACGCUCUCAUGGCGGGUCAGGAAGAUGAAAACGGCUGUAUCAACUACGAGGCCUUUGUCAAGCACAUCAUGUCGGUGUAAGGACCCCCCCACCCAUCGAGUAUGUGCAGACCCCAUGGUGUCGAGACAUUCACUCGCUGCUUCCUGAACCAUCUGAGGAAGCAGGGCAAACAAAGGACUAUGAGAUGUUAUUUCUAAAUCCUUUUAUUGUUUUGUUCCACACUUUUUUUUCCUUGUCUCCAACUGGUGCUCUUUAGGCUUCUUUGGUUCUGGACAUGUUCCUAAAUUUCGAUCUCCCAAAAUCCUUCCGACUGAUAGGGAGUGGAGCUAGUUUUCACAGUGAAGGAGGGGGCGGUGCUAGAAGGAGGACCCUCCCCUCCUGUCACUCAUUGGCCAGCAGUCUGUGUGACUACUUUGGCCCAGGACUGGCCACAGAGGUCGAUCCCCUCCUCAUCAAACCCAUCCCUGAGUCUUAACUUAUUGUACUCUCCUCUGCCAUUUCACAAUAAACUUUUCACAA